Messenger RNA from Mugil cephalus (flathead mullet), 1866 nucleotides. RefSeq names its product RNA binding motif protein 22 (gene rbm22). Gene Ontology annotation, molecular function: metal ion binding; pre-mRNA binding; U6 snRNA binding. The transcript has 11 exons. Gene Ontology annotation, cellular component: U2-type catalytic step 2 spliceosome; Prp19 complex; U2-type catalytic step 1 spliceosome. NCBI's taxonomy places the organism in Eukaryota, Metazoa, Chordata, Actinopteri, Mugiliformes, Mugilidae. The record is from RefSeq and is a predicted model, not a curated record. Bases 40 to 1356 code for a protein of 438 amino acids.
CAGGGUGAGACGUGGCUCUGAGGCGCGGUGCAUUAUGGGAUGAGGCCGCUUUGGCUCACUCUCUGUUGCAAAAUGGCGACGUCCCUGGGAUCCAACACCUACAACAGGCAGAACUGGGAAGACGCGGAUUUUCCAAUUCUGUGUCAGACAUGUUUAGGAGAAAAUCCUUACAUUCGUAUGACCAAGGAGAAGUAUGGCAAAGAAUGCAAGAUCUGUGCUCGACCCUUUACUGUUUUCCGCUGGUGUCCGGGGACACGGAUGCGCUUCAAGAAGACAGAAGUCUGUCAGACCUGCAGUAAAAUGAAAAACGUUUGUCAGACAUGUCUGCUCGAUCUGGAGUACGGUUUGCCCAUCCAGGUCCGAGACACCGGACUCUCCGUUAAAGAUGAGGUUCCCAAGUCAGAUGUCAAUAAGGAGUACUACACACAGAACAUGGAGAGAGAGAUAGCCAAUUCUGAUGGCACUCGGCCAGUGGGUCAGCUUGGAAAGGCUCCGAGCUCCAGUGACAUGCUGCUCAAACUGGCCCGGACCACACCUUAUUACAAGAGGAACCGGCCACACAUCUGCUCCUUCUGGGUGAAGGGAGAGUGCAAGAGAGGAGAGGAGUGUCCCUACAGACACGAGAAGCCCACAGAUCCUGAUGAUCCUCUAGCCGACCAGAACAUCAAGGAUCGUUACUACGGCAUCAAUGAUCCAGUAGCCGACAAGCUGCUGAAGCGGGCUUCAACUAUGCCCCGACUGGAUCCCCCAGAGGACAAGUCCAUCACCACGCUCUACAUAGGGGGACUGGGAGAUACUGUCACAGAUGGAGAUCUCAAGAGUCACUUCUAUCAGUUUGGUGAGAUUCGAACCAUCACCAUCGUCCAAAGGCAGCAGUGUGCGUUCAUCCAGUUUGCCACGCGGCAGUCGGCUGAAAUGGCGGCCGAGAAGUCCUUCAACAAACUCAUUAUUAAUGGACGGAGACUCACUGUCAAGUGGGGAAGGUCUCAGGCAGCGAGGGGGAAGGACGGUAUCAAAGACGGUGUCAGUGAGAUGGGUACCAGACUUGAUCCUGUACCUGGGCUGCCUGGAGCCCUGCCCCCACCACCGGCUCUAGAUGAAGAGGCUCCUGCAAAUUACUUCAACCUAGACCCAAGCUCUUCUCCUGCUGUCAUGAACAUUGCUUUGCCCCCACCUCCAGGCAUCAAUCCGCCUCCUCCAGGUUUUGGCCCUCCGAUGUUUCACGCUAUGGGUCCCAUGGCCCCGCCCAUGCCCCCUCCGAUGAGCAUGAGACCUCCGGGUCAAAUCCACUACCCCUCCCAGGAUCCUCAGCGCAUGGGCGCACAUGCUGCACAUGGCUCACGCCAUGGCGAUUAGGUCCCGGACGGAAAUCUUGCGGAUUAGAUGUCGUUCUUUUACUUAACUUUACUUUAAACCUGGUCAAGUGUUGUCCCGUCAGAUGCAGACUUCUUCAGGGAGAAAAGACAAACAGUUACAUGAACUAAACGACCCUGGGUCUGCGGAGACGACAAACGGGGUGACUCGUUGUUAAAACGUACCAGAGACGCAUCUAAACAGUGGAACCUGUAAUGAAAGACCUCAGAGUGCUGGUUAAUGUGAUGAGGGCCAUGGGAGCUCUGGUGGUUGGAGCUGUUGUACAUAUAAAAAUUACUUCUUUAGGUUAACGUGUCUGUCAUAUUGUGCGUACCAUGUCACGGAGUUCUGAGGAGAUUUUUAAACUUGUUAAUUUUUGGUAACAUUGACUUUUUUUUUUCUUCUUUUUUUUUAAUUUGGCGCCAUCUUAAUAUUCCACAGCAUAAUGACUCAGUGUUUAUUGUAAGGCUUUCUUUGAAUGUUUUCCCUUGUCAUUAAAAUGACUCAAUUUUG